AUGGAGUAUUACAUGGAUGAGAAAUGGAAAUUGUCAAAAGAUGAUAAGAAUACCUCUCUGUCAAGGAGUGUUUCCCAGAAGAUCUCCACAAAAUCUCCACUUCUAAGGAGUUUAACAAAGAAAAAUUCCUUCAAUCUAUCAAGGAGUUCUUCACAAAGGAGCAGCAGCACUUCUUCUUCAAACAAGUCGUCGUCCCUGUCGAGAAGUUCGUCCCAAAGGUGCACAGAAUUUACGCGCAAAUGCAGUAGCUUGGCCAAGGAACAGAAAGCAAAACUUUACAUAGUCAAGCGAUGCAUUACAAUGCUUGUCUGCUGGAAGAAACAUGGAGAUUCUUGA
This is a messenger RNA of Fraxinus pennsylvanica, 336 nucleotides long. Lineage: Eukaryota; Viridiplantae; Streptophyta; Magnoliopsida; Lamiales; Oleaceae. The record is from the annotation of a GenBank genome assembly.